Saccostrea cuccullata (small rock oyster) is the source of this 2400-nucleotide messenger RNA. RefSeq names its product leucine-rich repeat protein soc-2 homolog. NCBI's taxonomy places the organism in Eukaryota, Metazoa, Mollusca, Bivalvia, Ostreida, Ostreidae. The record is from RefSeq and is a predicted model, not a curated record. Gene Ontology annotation, molecular function: protein binding. The transcript is spliced from 8 exons. Gene Ontology annotation, biological process: signal transduction. The coding region runs from base 248 to 2359 and encodes 703 amino acids.
CUUUUCAUUCAUUUUUUGAAGAUUUGAUUAGUUAAUCAUUCAAACUGUAAAUAUUAACCACCAAAAUUAUCAUUUUUCUUACUAUUUCUAUUAGUUAGUGAAUAAUACAUUAAAAUUUGUCUCAUGAUUUAAAAAGUAACUAUGUCGUAAUCGUAAACUUCCGGUGCGGUUGAGCACAUUGUCAAUCAUAGACAUAGGCCCAACCAUCAUAUGUGGACUUUAAAGAUUGAAUCCAGAACAGACAGAUAUGGCAGAUGCAUCAGAAAAUGAGAACUACAGUGAGAGAGUGAUUGGAGGGGUUCUAGAUUUAUCCUCAGAAGAUCUUGUCACUCUCCCUCCUCAAAUUGUAAAUGGAAUCGGGCCAGAUAUUACUAAACUACAGUUGGAUUUUAAUGAUAUUAAAGAGUUGCCAGCCUCUUUUGGAGAGGUUUGUGUGAAUCUCCAAGUGCUUUCAUUGGUUGGGAACCAACUGAAGGAGUUUCCUCAAAGCAUAGGGAAUCUGUCUCAGUUACAGGAGUUACUUGUGAAUGAAAAUGAACUCCGGAAUCUCCCAGACUCAAUCUGCAAAUUGUGUCACUUAGAAGUAUUGAAAUUGACAGCCAACCAAAUUCAAAUGCUUCCCAAUGACCUUGGUGAAAUUUGUAGCCUAAAAACCUUUUACUGUGAUGAAAAUAAGUUGACAAAAUUGCCAUUAACUUUGGGAUUGUUCACCAAUCUUGAGAUUUUGGAGCUGAGCGAUAAUUCCCUUGUUGUUAUUCAGGAGGGCAUUGGUCAGUUAAGAUCUCUAAAGAUAUUCAAUGUGUCAAAUAACAAACUGGAAAAGAUUGACAAUAGUUUAGGAGAUCUUGAAAAUUUGGAGAUUGUGGAUAUUUCAGGAAAUCAUUUGGAAAGCUUACCAGAUCAUUUUCAUUCUGUGAAAUGUGUUCAAAAAUUUUAUGCUGAUCAGAAUCGACUGGCAGACAUUCCACUAUGGGUGGCGGACAUGAGCGAGGCUUUGGAAAUCUCUAUGAGUGACAACCAGUUUUCAAAAUGUGCCAUAAAUGAGAAAAUGGGAUGUACCUGUACCAAAUUAACUUUGUUGGACAUCGGAGGAAAUUUCAUGGAUCAGUUACCAGAUACUUUCGGAAGCAUGAAGAAUAUAGAGACACUGAGACUUGGAAGUUGUAUUGGGGAACUAGAAAGGAGAGCUUUUCAAAAUGGCAACUGGUUGACUUAUCUUCCAAGGAGUUUUUGUGAAUUGACAAAAGUAACUGUUCUGUAUUUGGAUGAAAACUUGCUCCAAGAACUGCCUGAUGAUUUUGGAAAUCUUGUAAAUCUGGAAUUUAUCGAUUUAGGUCAGAAUGCACUGCAUGAGCUGCCAGAAUCCUUCUGUAAGCUGAAGUCCUUGAAAGUCUGCCAACUAUCAAAGAACAAAAUUCAGAUUCUACCCUCAGCAUUUGGAGACCUUUCUGCACUACAGGAUCUUCGUCUGGAUAACAACUUGCUUGAGGAACUACCAGAGUCUUUGAACAAGUUGACAGGUCUGAAGUCAUUGGAUUUGUUCAACAACAAGUUAACAGAAAUUCCAGAGGCUUUAGGUUACUUCAAACAAUUGGUGCGACUAGAUUUAUCAGAGAAUUGCUUCAACAUUCCUUGGUACGAUGUGCCACAGAUUGUCAGACAAUCACACUACCCACCACGUAAUCCAGACCUGAAAAAUAACUGGCGAGGCCGUGCUAGACAAGAUCUGUCCAUGAUGGAGAACAAAAUCAUCAAGAUGGAUGUGACAACAGAAGAGUUGGACUUUGAGCCUCCACCUAAGGACCUUGGAUUCAGUGAGAACCUCCUGCGUGAUGCUGUGGAGCACGGAAUGUCCUUCUGGAGAUCACAUGAAGGGAAAGGAAGAAGACAAAAGUUUGUCCGCAGGGAUGAUUUCAACUUCCUUCAGGUCGGAAAAAAGAGAUACCCCCAGGAAGAAGAGGAUGAGGAGGAGGAAGAUGACACUGAAGAGGAGAGUGAAGAAGAAGAUGACUACGAGCCUCCUAUAUUUCACCCAAAAGGAAAUGUCUGCAGUCCGGUGUCUAGUAACAUGAUGGAUGAGGGAUAUAGAGCUGUUACCGAGGCGACACAGGAAGAAGAGAACUGGGACGAUGAGUUGGAAGAUGUAGAUGAUCCUUUUGACAUUCAGUAUGAUGACAAUUACUUUAAUAAUAUCUACCAGCACCCCAGACCAAAGACACUGGCCGAGGCAGGAUAUGUUGUAGAUGACCAUUUGUGUCUUCCCUAUGAUAUACAUGUUCAACCAGUGGCUAAAGAUAGGACAGAACAUCAGGUGGAGGCGGGGCAAUUUGAUGAUGACUCGGAGGAAGAUGUCACGUGACCAAGAAAAGAGAUCACAUUAUAAUGACUCAGGGGAAAACC